This is a messenger RNA of Brassica rapa (field mustard), 888 nucleotides long. RefSeq lists its product as uncharacterized. NCBI's taxonomy places the organism in Eukaryota, Viridiplantae, Streptophyta, Magnoliopsida, Brassicales, Brassicaceae. The record is from RefSeq and is a predicted model, not a curated record.
AUGUCUUGGAUGGCUAGGAAACUGUUGAAACUUAGGGAAACAAUCUACCCGUGGAUUCAGCUUCGAGUAGGGAAUGGGGCAAGAACUCGUUUCUGGUCCGACAACUGGUCUCCUUUUGGGAACUUGACUGACUACCUCUCAGCAACUAAGCACUCGCAUCUUGGCAUCCCCUGGAAAGCAUCGCUUGCAUCACGCCAUAUCAACGGCUCAUGGGCACUGCCCCCUGCGAGAUCAGAAAAUCAAGUAAAUGUGGCAACCUACUUAACUACAAUUGAACUGCUUGAUCAAGAUGAUUACUAUGAGUGGAGUGUUAGUAACAAUGCUACUCUCCGUUACUCAACUUCGGAAGUGUACAAAGAGAUUAGGGGUUCUUACUCUACUGUCCCUUGGUAUACUGCAGUUUGGAUUAAAAGAGGCAUCCCACGACACUCUUUUCUUGCUUGGCUUUUUGUCUUGAACAGAUGUCCCACCCGUGAUAGGCUACAGAGCUGGGGAUUGCAAACACCUACUAAUUGCCUUCUCUGUAACUCAGCGAAUGAAUCCAGAGACCACUUGCUAUUCGAUUGUCCUUUCAGUUUUGGAGUCUGGACGGCAAUCGCUUCUAGAUGCUCGAUGACUGCUGUCUAUGACUGGCAUACAACACUACUUCGCAUGCAGACUCUCCCAAAGAGGAGCAAAGCUACCCAACUAUGCCUUUGGUCCUGGCAGGCAACGAUCUAUUUGAUUUGGACUGAGAGGAACGCACGACUGCAUAGACAAACUUUCAGAUCGAAAGACUCCCUGAUCAGACAGCUUGAUCUCCUAAUUCGAAACAAGAUCUCUUCUAUCAGACCUUCCAACCCUCGCCUCUCCUCAUCUCUGAUGCAGUUGUGGCUGUCGACUUCGUAA